UUGUGGACCCCACAUCUGUGAAUGGCUAUGCUCCAUAAUUAGCUCCACUUUCAUGUCCAUGGCCUUGGUCAAACUUGAGCUGCUGCAGCUCGCGAUGUGUUCCAUCGAGGCGACCGUGACCACGUGAACACUCAAACCAAUUAUGGUCCCUGGCAGCAGCCUAUUAUCAGGCUCAUCUUGUGUGGAGGGAUUUCUGUAAAUUGGAUCAGGCCGCUUACUGGAGCUUAGCAUGACGUACUGCAACUUUGAGUUUAAUCAUGAGGAUCCUCGGCAAUCCUCCACCUCUCCAAGAGAGUGGAACAUCACGAUCGGCCUCACCUGAGCGGCAGGGAAGCAAAACUGGUAAAAGUUUGGAGAAAUAAAGCCUCGUGAACGUUGAAGUUUCUGGUACAAUGGAAGAAGUUAAACCUUUGAAGAAAUAAGACUCCUGUGCUGCUCUCGGGUGUCCUUGAGGUCUUCAUCUCUGCUGCUUUGCCGUGGAAUGGAUUACAGGCUGAGCUGAUUCUUCUGUCCUGUUGGACCAGCCAGAGGAGAUCUUGAUAACAAAACAGACAAGGAGAACGGUACUGCAGGUCGGCAAGAAUAUCUGGACAAAUUGGAGCUUCUGCAUUUCUAGAUCAUCUUUCGACUCUUCUUCUCAGGCAGGGACACCUCGCAGAUUGAACAAUGGCUUUGAUGUUGGUCAAGUUCGAUCUGAAAAAGCGAGUGAAGCUAGCUCAGUCAGUCUGGUUCAUGUACUGGUUUGCCGUACUGGCUGGCGUGCUGGUCUUCAGCAUGGGCCUGUUCUUCAAGAUCGAGCUGCGAAAGCGGUCAGAACUCAUGGACAACAACGAGAGCCACUUCUUGCCCAACCUGCUCAUAUUUAUGGGUCUAAUAGCCUGUGGCAUCAACACCUUUGGAGGCAAAGUCUGCUACGAUUCGCUGGACCCGACCAAGUUUGCAAAGUGGAAGCCCAUGCUGAAGAGCUUCCUGGUGUUCUGUGUGGUGUUCAACGCCCUGCUAUUUGUCACAGCGCUGCUCUGUUUCCUGAUGAGGAUCCCCCUGCAGUUCACCCUGGCCGAGGGGCUGAGGAACGGCAUGAAGUACUACAAAGACACGGACACACCUGGACGCUGCUACAUGAAGAGGACCCUGGACCUGAUGCAGAUGGAGUUUCGUUGCUGCGGAAACGACAACUACAGAGAUUGGUUUGAGAUCCAGUGGGUUAGCAACCGCUACCUGGACUUCAGCGCAAAGGAAGUCAAAGACCGCAUCGGGAGUAACGUGGACGGCCAGUAUCUAAUGGAUGGAGUCCCGUUCAGCUGCUGUAACCCGAGCUCCCCCAGACCCUGCAUCCAGCUCCAGAUGACCAACAACUCAGCCCACUACAGCUACGACCACUACACCGAGGAGCUCAACGUGUGGAAGCGUGGCUGCCGCUAUGCCCUGUUGUCCUACUAUGGAGGCAUGAUGAACACCAUCGGAGCCCUGGUCAUACUGGUCAUCAUGCUGGAGAUCGCUGUGACCGUCGGCAUGCAGUACGUCAACAGCUCCCUGUCCACCCUGGCCAACCCUGAGGACCCAGAAAGCGAGAGCGAGGGCUGGAUCCUGGAGAAGACCGUGAAGGAGACGUUCACUGACAUCAUGGACAAAAUGAAGGCCAUGGGCAAAGGAGGCAAGGUGGAGGAGGGGGGCGAGGCAGCGGUGGCCACAGUGAGCUGAGCUGAACCCCAGCUUGCAAAAACUGACACCGCUCCACCUCACCAGGAGAAAAAAAGGACUUACGAGAGUACUACACUUUUCUACCAACCUCUAUUUUGUAGACCUACUCACAUAUUUGAACUCCUUUAAAUGGACUCAUUAUCAACGGACUCCUUGAAUCAAUAAUACCGCAGAUUCACACAUAGAGAAAUUCAGUAGCAUGAGUAAUGGUUUUUAAUUUCCUCCCAAUGAAGCUAAUCCUUCUCAAGCUCCAACUUUGCUUCAAAGCAUAUUUUUAAGAUAUUUGCUAGUUGGAUUUCUGACAUUCGGUGGAUUUUGAUCCUUUUUUCCCUCCCAAAAAAAGUGAAGAAGUCAAGUCUGUGUGCGCUCUGUUGAUAAAUGUCGUUUAUUUUGCGAUCACAAAUAAGUACGUAAGUUUUCCUUUGUUUUGUUGUCACAUAGUUUGGUGGGGAUGGUGGUUGCUAUGCAACCCCCCCUCUCAGGGAAGCCUAAGGUGCAGAUGGAGGAUAUUUACCACCCACGACACACUUUUAUUUUCUGACCUGUCUAUAGCGCUUUGGCUCGUAGCUACUACUGUAUGUAGAGAAAGCAAACAAAUUAAACCUCCCCAACUCAGCUCUUUUUAUACUUCAGUCCACCUUUGAAGACUGGUUAAGCUCCUGAGAUGGAGUAAAAUCUGAAUGGAAGGAAUCAGCAUGAAUUAUGCAUGAAUGUUGCAGCACAAGGUUGAAGAGUGAUUCAUGGGAAUCAGGAGGGAAACUCCAAAUCUAUGGAGGACGGCAGAUAUGGCAGCUAAAUCUUGGCUCCUGACCCCUGUACUGUAAUCUGAAUCCUCUUUGGUGUUUCCCAUGUGCAUUCAGUAUCUGUUUGUUGUAUGUAUGUAUAUUCUAACAGCUGGUGGGUCUUUGUACAUAGUGUAGAAAUGAUGACAAAAACAUUAAACUUUUUUAAAAUAAUGUAAUUAAGCUAAUGUUUUAUUUAAAUCCAUGUAAAGUUUUUUUUCCAAUGUUUUUGGGGAUUUGUGUGUCUGUGUAGAAAAGAGAUUAUGCUGGUUGUAUACAUGAAUAAAGGAUUGUAGAGAUGUGA
Acanthochromis polyacanthus (spiny chromis) is the source of this 2787-nucleotide messenger RNA. RefSeq names its product peripherin 2a (retinal degeneration, slow) (gene prph2a). The transcript is spliced from 3 exons. Gene Ontology annotation, cellular component: membrane. The record is from RefSeq and is a predicted model, not a curated record. Bases 667 to 1701 code for a protein of 344 amino acids. NCBI's taxonomy places the organism in Eukaryota, Metazoa, Chordata, Actinopteri, Pomacentridae. Gene Ontology annotation, biological process: visual perception.